AAUAAAACUGUUUUCUAAAUUGUAAUAUUGUAAUUAUAUUAUGAAAAUCUUUGUUAUUAAAUAAUUUUCGCAUUAUAAUAAGGUCUAAACAUGGAAGCAGUGCCAAAAUUACCGAUGGUCAGCUUUGAGGUGAAAGUGAGUACAGAGAAUACUCAUUUUGGGCCUAAACUUAAACAGUAUAUAGCAGAAGCAUAUAGAGAAGAUCCGGACAGCUAUGGUAAUGAAAUACAUCAGCUAGAAGGCCUGCGGUCGGCUGCAGUACGCCCGACGACUGAUUCAGCUGGUAUAACUGCUCUCGUCAGAUAUUUUUGCCAAUUGCGAGCCAUUCAGAGCAGAUUUCCAAUGGCUAAAGGACAACCUGCGGCCUGUACAUUUGCCUGGAAAGAUCUGUAUGCUGGCAUGUCUUGUCCAUUAGCUGACAUACGUUUUGAAAUGGCAUGCAUUCUACACAAUAUUGGUGCACUUCACACUGAGUUAGCAUUCUGUGAGCCUCGCACAACUGUGGAGAGUUUAAAAACAGCCUGCACUAGAUACCAGAAUGCUGCAUGGGCUUUUCAGCAAGUGAGGGAACAAUAUCCACAACCACCAGGAGUUGAUGUUUCUUCUGAUAUUAUGAGGCUUUUACAGGAAAUAUGUUUUGCUCAGGCUCAGGAAUGUAUCCUAGAAAAAAGCAUUCAAGAUUCAAAGAAGCCUAGUGUUGUUGGUGCUGUUGGAACACAAGUGCUGUUAUUCUACAGAAACUCACUUGCUCUGCUUAACCCCUCAACUGGUGCAGAUAGUAUUCACGAGGUUAUUGGCAGUAAACUAUAUAAUUACUGGCAUCGCUAUCUCUCCUUCAAAUCUUCCUAUAUUGGAUGCAUAGUCUGUUUGUAUCAGGGUAUGAAUGCUGAGGAACAACAGAAAAUGGGAGAACGAGUCGCAUUCUACCAGCUGGCAGUAGAUAAACUGAAUGAAGCUCGAAAACUCGCCAAAUAUGUUGAACCGCCUCAAAUGACUCAGGAAGCAUUGACUUUUACUAAUGACGUGGUUGAGGGGAAACGGAAGGCGGCUAAGAAUGAAAAUGAGUUCAUAUACCAUGAAGAGGUUCCAGAUAAGGAUUUCUUGAUAGAUUUAAAACCAGUGUGUUUAGUGAAAGCUAUGCCAAUCAAUUUUAAUGACCCUGAGAUAUCGGGCCCAGAUAUUUUCUCCCGGUUGGUGCCAAUGGGAGCACACGAGGCUUCCUCCAUGUAUUCCGAAGAAAAGGCGAAACUUCUCAGACAUGUUGUGGGGCAAGCAGAAGUCAAGAACACAGAGCUUAUGGAAUUCAUGUCUUCAUUGCAGCUUGACCAGUUAGAAGUGCUGGAAUCUGACCAAAAGAUACCGCAAGAAAUAGUGGACAGAUGCGCAGCUAUGAAUGCUAAGUCAGAAAUUAUACAAACUCUGGUAGAUUCAAUGAACAAUUUGGCUGAAAUCAUUAGUGAUGUGGAACAAUCUUUGGCAGAUAUCAAAAGUUUUAUACAGGACGAAACAAAGAAAGAGAAAGAGUUCCAGCAAGUGAUGGGCCCUCGUCCGCCGUCUAUCGUCCAAACUGAACUAUCUCGUGAAUACCAUAAGUAUCAAGAGGCUCACACUCGGACCAACGAAAGCAAUCAAGUGCUUCAUAAAGCUAUGACGCUCCACAUUGCUAAUUUGAGACUGCUCGCUCAGCCACUAGAUGCGCUUCAACACAAAAUACCUAGUAUUGAUAAUAUUGAGGGCUUAGAUCGGGAGACGAUGCUGGAGAUGCGACGAGUAGUGGCCAAAGCACGGGAGAUGCAAACACAGAGAGAUUCUCUAAUCCAGCAGCUGAGAGAGGCAAUCACGAACGACGAUAUUACAUCACAACUGCUUGCACGGAGCACCGAGCCCGCUGAUGAGAUAUUCAAACAGGAGUUAGAGAAACACACACCAAAGGUUAAAAUAAUCGAACAGAAUCUAGCAGCUCAAGAGAAUAUAAUUAACAAACUGACGUCUUUAUACGCGUCGUACGGCGACUCGCGGCGUAUGCUUUCCGAUGUAUUAAGGAAGCGAGAGGGGCUCAUUAAUGCUUUAAUAACUUCCUACGAUGCAUACGAAGAGCUUCUAGGCAAGUCGCAGAAAGGUCAGGAAUUCUAUAAGAAACUGUCACACAAUGUGAACCAGCUUCUCACCCGACUGCGCAGCACGUGUCAAGUGCAGCAAGAGGAGCGAGCGCAGCUGCUGGCUAAACAUAGUAGCAAAGAAUCUACCCCCAGUCCCGUGCCGAUAACAUCGAGCGUCGCUAAGACUGUCGAGGUGGUUCCAACACCCACCACUGGCGGUCCCCGCAAACUGAAGGACUAUCUGCCUUACAUGAAGAACAGAACCAUGACCUCCAGAGCCCAAGUUGAUGUCGUGCAACCUGAUACAUACUAUCCUGAAUCUAUAUACCCAACAUCAGUGAGACCGACGCCCGUCGGGUCUGAAGCUACAGACAUACCUCAGGCUCAGCUUUCAGAUGGUGUUGUGGUCCCACAAGAAUUACAAAAUCCAAACAAUCCAUACAACCGAUAUGGCGUACCCUACGCGGCAACUGAAAAUGAUCCUUAUUCCUCACAGUCUAAUUACGGUUAUCCCAUGAAAAUGGGCUAUGAGAAACCCGAAGAAACCCAAUAUGGCUAUAAUACAUCAUACACUCCACCACAGUACUCUUCACAAGGCCUCGAACCUCAAUCACAAUACACAAAUCCCUAUUACUCAGCAACUCAAAACAACACUACUUUAGUAACAGACUCACAAAACUCCAUGGCUUAUAACAGCGUAAGCCAAACAAAUAUGCACUCUAAUGUAAACCAAUACGGUACAUAUAGCGAUCAGUAUAUUCAGCACCAACAAAUGACAGCUAUACCCGAAGCGACAUCAUACACAACUCCGUACAGUCAUAGUCAAGAUUUAAGCGCGAACUUUGCUCAAAUGCAACUGGCUACUCCCAAAUCAGAACCAGUAAAUCAACCAACUAAUUACGGAGCUGACUAUUCACAGACUUACUACAAUGGUCAGUACCCCCAGACGUCUACGCCUAAUGUUGCAACGUACAGCAAUGCUCACAAUUCUAACACGAAUAUGACGGAAUCCCAAAUCCCAGCUGAUUACAGUUCAAUGAACUAUCCAUACAGUACCGAUACUCAAUACCAACCAACUCCAAAUGUAUCCACUGCGUACAGUGCAGAACAGUAUAGCUACCCCAAUUAUAUAAACCCUGAAUAUCCCAUUUAUACAAAUACAGACAGCACUAUGACUUCGACAACUACUACUACAAACAACCCUAUAAGUGUACCGCAGGCGUACAAUAUUCCUGAACAAGAUGGCAAUUAUAUCGACCCAGCAGUCCUCUCGCAAUUAGAUGCUAUAGAUAAGCCAAUAAAAUCGCACGUGACCGGCGAAGCUUUGUCUGCUGUGCAUUUUCAAACAAACUACCAGAAUAUUCCUAACCCAUCUCCCAGUUAUAACCCGACCGUACAAAAUACACAGCCGACUACCUCUUAUCAGUAUGUAGAUCAGUCACAAAACAAUUAUAAUCAGACAUACCAAAACCAUCCAGGUUACAAUUAUAACGCUGCGACAGGCGUAUACGAUUAUAAUUACGGAUCUCAGAACUCCUUCAUGGGGUAUCCAAAUUCAGAGCAAGCCAAUGUAAACUCACAGACGAUAGGGCAGAAUCCAAAUUGGUCUGCACAGGGUGUUUAUACAAGUGCAGGCACGUGCGAGACAGUGCAAUCACCGUCUGCAGAACAAGUGCCCCACACGUCAAUAGAGCCAUCUAGUAAUAAUCAAACUUAUUACAAUGCGCCGUACGGUUAUCAAACUGUUCAACCAAAUGAGACUGUGCCUAACUCUCAGCCUGAGACAACGAAUUAUGGUGCCGAUAUGAACCAGUCGACUUAUAUGCAGUGUGGGCAAGGACAAGACACAAGUGUUACUUUUAGUAAUAAUCAAGUGACUACUCCAAAAGAGGAGAUGACGCAACCUCAGUUUGAUAAUAGCAUCCCCGAAACACCUAUUGUUCCUACGCAAAAAGAAAUUGAAACAAAAAAGGAACCGGAAACGCCAGUAGAAAAGUCAGAACCGUCUGUGUUCGAUCUUCUCUCGGAUAUAGAUUUUGCUGUGGAAUAUAAACCUCUAAUGCCGGAAAUAAAGGUGCCCCAAAUAUCUGAGAGUGCUAUAAAAAAAUCCACUGUGCCAAAGCCACUUCCGGUAGUUGCGCCGCCGCCUAAAGAGGAAGUGUUGGAGCGACCAGCGAAGGUGGAUCUGUUCUCUGACCCGAGUUUACUGAACAAGUUCACCCAGGAGGUUAAGAAUUUACAAAAAUUAGUGGAUUCGUUAACGGAGAAGACAACCACUGGAUUGACGCUUUUGGAUUCUAAGUGGAAGACAUUCCAAGAUGUACAGGCCAAGGAAAAUAUGACUAGAUCGAAAACGAUCGCAAUGCAGCAUUCUAGCGGGAACAUAGUAACAGAUGUAGUGCCUUUUGAUGACUCAAGACUGACCCUCAAAUCUGAUCCAGAUGCUUAUUUCAACGUUUCCUAUUAUAGACAAUUGGCAUCCUGGUGCAUUCCCCUACUAAUUUCUAAAAACCCUGCCGAACAAGAUUGGGAAAUAUUUUGGAGAGCAGUACUGGAGCACAAGAUUGGGUGUAUUGUGUGUUUGCUCAGUGAAAUUGAGGUUCAAGGUAAAUCGUAUUGGCCGACAGCCAGAGGUCAGUCCUUAGACUUACCAGGCGGCCUCAAGGUGACGCUAGAAGAAGUGACGUGCACUGUUCACUGGACGGAGAGGAAACUGACUGUCACACGUGGCAAGACCGCUUUCAAUGUCACACAUUACCAGAUCAACGUAUUUCCUGCUAAGAUCGUGUGUUCGCCCCUGGUGCUGUUGGCGGACAAGAUCCUGAAGCAGACGUUCGACGGGCGGCUCAGUAACCAGGUGGGAGCGGCGUGGCUGCACUGCAGUGCAGGCGCGGGUCGCUCCGCUCUGCUGGCGCUACUCAUUAUGAUCAUGUGUCAAGUGCGAGCCGGGCAGCUCAAUCUAGUCGAUAUGCUGGAUGUGGGAUGCAUCAAUUUAUACAAACACAGAACUAAUAUAUUAGAAGAUACCAAAUAUCUGGCGGACGCUUACAGAACUGCUUUGUUUUAUGUACAAGGAGUGCUUUGUUCUGGCACCGCUAUGUUUAAUGGCGAAGCUGUCUCAGUACCGUCGGGAGCGUCGGUGCUACCGCCAGUGACUCCCACGCCAAAUGUGGCGACGUCUAGCGGCCAAAAGCAGAAGUUCUCGCGAGAAUCAUUUGAGGAGAUGAAGCAGUCACCGGGCCUGAAAAGCGGCGACAUGAAAGACCCUCUUAACUUCCUUGAUCCUCUGUGGAGUUUGAAGAAAAAGUGAGUGCACCAAAUUUCUUGGAUCACUCAAAAAUUAAGGUGAUAUGUUAUAUUUAAGGUAAUUCAUUUGGAUAUACUUCAUGUUUAGUAUUAAUAGUACCUGGUUAUUGUGGUCGCGGAUUAAAAAAAACUGUUUACAUCUGCAAUUAUAUAUUAUACAAUUAAUUUGCUAUAUAAAAAAUUGUGGCGUACUUUAUAGACAAUGUAAAUCUGUUUUGUACCUUAUGCUUAAGGAUAUACGGUAUAUUCUCUUAAUUACAGUGCUCUCCAUAUUAUGAUCCUUAUUGCAUAUGUUUUAGUCUUUAUUGAAUAGAUUAUAAAUAAAUACGAUAAUUCGCCUUAAUACACAUAAGAAAAUAUAUUAUUUAAUUUUAUUGUAUUUAGAGAUCUCAAAUUAUUUAGUACACCAAUAAUAUUUGUUCUAUUUAUAAAAUAAAAAAACACAUGUAAACAAGUUUUUCGGUACUGGUUUGUAUUUGAUACAGUCCGAAAUAGAAUUUUAUUAUCUUCAAUAAUAUUUAAAAUUUUACCAACUAUACUGUACGUUUGUAAAGAAAAAAAAUUAAAACGGAAAUUUUAAUAAAAAGAAAAGAUAAUUUCGUGUAAAAUUUACAAUAUAACUACCAGAUGCAAUCAUGCGCUC
Achroia grisella is the source of this 6048-nucleotide messenger RNA. It is a transcript of the gene mop, whose product is annotated as tyrosine-protein phosphatase non-receptor type 23. Gene Ontology annotation, biological process: protein dephosphorylation; early endosome to late endosome transport; endocytic recycling. Lineage: Eukaryota; Metazoa; Arthropoda; Insecta; Lepidoptera; Pyralidae. Bases 91 to 5409 code for a protein of 1772 amino acids. Gene Ontology annotation, cellular component: endosome. The transcript is spliced from 21 exons. The record is from RefSeq and is a predicted model, not a curated record. Gene Ontology annotation, molecular function: protein tyrosine phosphatase activity; protein binding.